Fundulus heteroclitus (mummichog) is the source of this 3806-nucleotide messenger RNA. It is a transcript of the gene zbtb16a, whose product is annotated as zinc finger and BTB domain containing 16a. Gene Ontology annotation, biological process: regulation of cytokine production; negative regulation of transcription by RNA polymerase II; regulation of immune system process. NCBI's taxonomy places the organism in Eukaryota, Metazoa, Chordata, Actinopteri, Cyprinodontiformes, Fundulidae. The record is from RefSeq and is a predicted model, not a curated record. Gene Ontology annotation, molecular function: protein binding.
CCUGCUGCUGCUGCUGCUGCUGCUCGUCUGGCUGCGUUGACGUCAGCACCGUGUUGAUUUGCUGAGGCGAGAGAAGAAAGGAGUUAGUGCGUGUUGAGAGAGCGGGUACUGCGAACUGCCUUACUAUGCUGUAGCCCCAACCCCCGUGCACUUCACGGAGUCAAAACGUGCAACUUGGGUUUCAACUUGUUUACAAAGACGGUCUAAAGCUCUCCUGAACGGAGGAAGGCGAGCCUCAUGAGUCGACCUCGUGGAUUUCAUCGACAAAAUGGAUUUAACUAAAAUGGGCAUGAUCCAGCUCCAGAACCCCAACCAUCCCACCGCCCUGCUGCAGAAGGCAAACCAGAUGCGUCUGGCCGGGACUCUUUGUGAUGUGGUCAUCAUGGUGGACAGCCAAGAGUUUCAUGCUCACCGGACUGUGCUAGCCUGCACCAGCAAAAUGUUUGAAAUCCUCUUCCACCGCAGCAGCCAGCACUACACCCUGGACUUUCUCUCACCAAAGACCUUUCAGCAGAUUUUGGAGUACGCCUACACUGCCACGCUCCAGGCCAAGGUGGAGGACUUGGACGAUCUCCUGUAUGCAGCGGAGAUUCUGGAGAUUGAGUAUUUGGAAGAGCAAUGCCUCAAGAUUCUGGAGACCAUCCAGUCCUCGGAUGAGAACGACGUGGAGGUCAGCGCUAACGACGGCAGCACGGAGGAGGACGAAGAGCGCAAAGGCCAGAACGGAGCCAAAAUCUCUAAAAAACAUUCCAUGGAGAGCUCUUAUCUGUCAGGUACUCAACAGGCCCCCAACAUGUCCGGUGUGGUGGACCAGAGCCCCUCCGUCUCUACUUCCUUCAACGUCUCCAACCUGAGUCCCACCAAAGCCGCCGUGGACAGCCUGAUGAGCAUCGGCCAGUCUCUGCUGCAGCAGGGCUUUGGGGGUGAGCAGCUCAUCCACGCUAACUCCCACCACCUGAUGUCUGAGAUCAAGACCGAAAACAUGCAGGUGGACAUGGGCGGCAACGGCCACGAAAGCCCUCAGAACAUGGAGUCCGGCGCCUCCAGCAACGGCGACCGGAGCGGAGAAGACAGGAACCGAGACGGCCCCGGAACCCCGACCCGGAGCAGCGUGAUCACCAGCGCCCGAGCGGCGACCGGAGCGGAGAAGACAGGAACCGAGACGGCCCCGGAACCCCGACCCGGAGCAGCGUGAUCACCAGCGCCCGAGAACUGCACUACGUCCGCGACGAAAACAUGGGCGACCACCAGGCCGAAGUCAGUCAGAUGGGGCUGGAGGCGAUGGCGGGGAUGACGGAGAAGCACCUCGCCUCGCUCUACUCCCUGCCGGUCAAUCACAAGUCAGACGCCAUGAUGUCCAUGCCGGUGUCCAUGGCCUCCGCUCUCCCCAUGUCUCCGGCCCUGGCCAUGUCUAUGGACUUCAGCGCCUACGGGGGGCUCCUGCCGCAGAGCUUCAUCCAGAGAGAGUUCUUCAGCAAGCUGGGGGAGCUGGCGGUGGGCAUGAAACCGGACGGCAGGAACCAGCACGAGCGGUGCAACGUUUGCGGUGCAGAGCUGCCAGAUAACGAAGCGGUGGAGCAGCACAGAAAGAUGCACAGUGGAAUGAAGACCUACAGCUGUGAACUUUGUGGGAAGAGCUUUCUGGACAGCCUCCGUCUACGGAUGCAUUUGCUCUCUCAUUCAGCUGGAGAGAAGGCCAUCGUUUGUGACCAGUGUGGCGCCCAGUUUCAGACCGAGGAAUCCCUGGAGGCUCACCGGCAGAUCCACACUGGUUUGUGACCAGUGUGGCGCCCAGUUUCAGACCGAGGAAUCCCUGGAGGCUCACCGGCAGAUCCACACUGGCUCGGACAUGGCCAUCUUUUGCCUUCUUUGUGGGAAGCGUUUCCAGACCCAGACAGCACUGCAGCAGCACAUGGAAGUGCAUGCUGGCGUUCGCAGCUACAUUUGCAGCGAAUGCAACCGGACUUUCCCCAGCCAUACUGCACUCAAACGUCACCUCCGCUCACACACAGCAGGGGACCACCCAUUCGAGUGUGAAUUCUGCGGGAGCUGCUUCCGAGACGAGAGUACACUGAAGGGCCACAAGCGCAUCCACACCGGGGAGAAGCCCUAUGAAUGUAACGGCUGUGGGAAGAAGUUCAGCCUCAAGCACCAGCUGGAAACCCACUACCGUGUGCACACAGGUGAGAAGCCAUUCGAGUGCAAGCUGUGCCACCAGCGAUCCAGGGACUACUCGGCCAUGAUCAAGCACCUGCGCACCCACAAUGGCGCCUCGCCCUACCAAUGCACCAUCUGCCUGGAGUACUGCCCCAGCCUGUCAGCCAUGCAGAAGCACAUGAAAGGUCACAAGCCUGAAGACAUCCCCCCAGACUGGCGCAUAGAGAAGACCUACCUGUACCUCUGCUACGUCUGAGACGGCACUGAGGUGAAGUGAAUGAGGAGGGAGGGAACGGGGGUAGAGGUAAGAGGAAUGUACCGGAGCGGGUGGGAGGUCUCGAAGAUUGAGGAAUGUCAACGAGAAGAUGCUUGAAAAAAAUAAAAAAGAGGGUUUUGUUGUUUUUGUUGGGAUUUCUUUUGGGUUUUUUUUUUUUUUUACAUGCAAAGGAGCUGGGUUAGGGUCAGGGAAGGCGGGGCUAAAAAGACUUGGACACGGAGAGACGUUCUCCGCCAUUGUUCGGAUUCACCGGGUCGUUCACUACAUCUGCAACUGUGUUUUUGGUUCAGGUCGUUUUUGUGCAGCACCGUAAAGCAAGUAGGCUGCGAAAGAAGUGACACUUUGGACGCUGCUGCUGCUGCUGCUGCUGCUGCUGCUGCUGCUGCCACACCGGCGAGAGAGAGCAGAUUCUCAAGGGCUAUCUGACCUGCACAGGUUCAUCCUCCCGUUCUGUUGGUGGGAUAUAAUUCACAUUACUUUCGGUGGUCUUCCUUUCUGAGAAUUACAGUCACUCAACUUGUCGUGCACGGAUUUAUCAGAGCGUUUUAAAAUGACAUUCUGCUUAUGUUAGUUUACUGCUCGUGUUUCCUUUCCAAAUGCCCCAAAAUCUGCAAGUUUGUGUUUCCAUUCCUGAAUCCCACCAGAGGCGUCGGCGGCUCUGAGAUAGCCCCUGAGAAUCGCUAUCACAGCCUGCAGGCGUAUGCAGUAGUCGAGACAGUUGGACUGGAGUAUUAAAAUGCUGCAAACCAAGCACCCGUUUGGUUACGAGCAGGGAAGACACGGCCGCUGCUUCUCCGUGGAGGCCUCCCCAGUUUCUUCAGCGGUCUUCCUGGGUCUGCGUCUCUUCUCGAGUGCGGGUCGGAGUCACCACUGGCCGCUCAAGGCCCACAAGCGUCACUUUUAUGUCAUAUGUUGUUCUUUUUUGUUGUUCUUUUUGUUGUUUUUUAGCUCUGCAUCGCAGUUUAUCAUGGCUUGAUUGCACAGGUAACGCAAACUACGACAACAGUCUCUGUUUGAUGUCAGCAAGGUGUAUAAACCCUUCAACCAACUAUAACUCGCUAUCAUAAUAUCGCACAAUAAAUCCCAGCCAUAUUCAACAAUAGAUAGCUGGACCGCUUUUAACCCAUGCACAUUUAUCCCGAUGUAUCUCACACUAACAAUAGCCAACAUAAACUGACCCAUAGCAGCCGUAGAUCUGCCGACUCGCCACAGUCGAGGAAAAGGAAUCGGUAGGGGAGGAGGGGUUGUCGUCUGCGUGAAUCUCGUGACUUUGACUGUUCGUAGUGAAUGUGGAAGACGUGCUGAGGAUGCCUUAGCUGCACAACCCCAACAUUUGUCGGUUUUUAAGGACUGUAAAUGGGAGAGAGAGAGA